AUGCAGGCUCGACCAAGUUCUGCACCUCCCACAGCAACACAAACACCAAUUAUAUUUCGGGCUCCUGCUCCUCCUCCUCCUCCUUCUCUUGCUCCUGUUGGCACAUAUACACCGACAGCCCCUCGACUUACUCCUGCUGCUGGUCCCCCAGUUUAUUCAUAUGCAGAUGCCUAUGGCCAAGCAUCAUCAAACCUUCUCGGAAGAAGUAAUUUAGAGAGUACGAUUCAACAGAUUUUUGAUAAAGGUAGAGGAAGUUGGGAUCGAGACACUGUUAUUUGUGCUCUACUCGCUGCAUUUAACAAUCCUGAAAGAGCAGUUGAAUAUCUAUAUUCUGGAUUUCCAAAUAUCGUCGGUCCAAAUGCAAGUGCCGGACCCUUGGCUUUCCUACGCAACAGCCAACAGUUCCAAGAAUUGCGAGCUAGGGUGCAAAUGAACCCACAGAUCUUGCAGCCUACGCUUCAAGAGCUUGGCAGGCAGAAUCCGCAUAUGAUGCAACUCAUUCAAGAGAAUCAGGCAGAUUUCUUACGACUGAUAAAUGAACCUGUUGUUGAGGGAGAAGGCAAUAUAUUGGGUCAAUUGGCAUCAGCAAUGCCACCGGCAGUGACAGUCACCCCUGAGGAGCGAGAGGCAAUUGAACGCCUUGAAGCUACGGGUUUUGAUCGUGCUAUAGUAUUGGAGGUGUUCUUUGCUUGCAACAAGAAUGAAGAACUGGCAGCCAACUAUCUGUUAGAUCACAUGCACGAGUUUGAGGAAUGAUCAAAGCGUCUUACCUGAUUUUUCUUGGCUUUUCCUCUAGUUUCCUUGUCUUGUUUCUUGACUUUCUCCUCUUUGAUCAACUCGGGUGAAUUUAGCUAUAUCAUUCCCCCCUGUUAUCCCAGCAUUCUGUCUUGUGGAGUUUGGAGCAGAUUG
Tripterygium wilfordii is the source of this 909-nucleotide messenger RNA. RefSeq names its product ubiquitin receptor RAD23d-like. The record is from RefSeq and is a predicted model, not a curated record. Gene Ontology annotation, molecular function: polyubiquitin modification-dependent protein binding; damaged DNA binding; ubiquitin binding. Bases 1 to 756 code for a protein of 251 amino acids. The transcript has 8 exons. Gene Ontology annotation, biological process: proteasome-mediated ubiquitin-dependent protein catabolic process; nucleotide-excision repair. Gene Ontology annotation, cellular component: cytosol; nucleoplasm. NCBI's taxonomy places the organism in Eukaryota, Viridiplantae, Streptophyta, Magnoliopsida, Celastrales, Celastraceae.